This is a messenger RNA of Eruca vesicaria subsp. sativa (arugula), 2429 nucleotides long. NCBI's taxonomy places the organism in Eukaryota, Viridiplantae, Streptophyta, Magnoliopsida, Brassicales, Brassicaceae. The record is from the annotation of a GenBank genome assembly.
CAGAAAUUCAGGUAACCCUUGGCAGCUCGUACAGCUUCUUCACUAACUCUGCCGGCCUAUCGCCGUUUUUCCCCAAAAGAUCGUUUCCUUCCUUAAACCUUCUCAGAUUAUCUCUUCCUUUUAUCUCAAAGCUUCAAAGUCUUCUCCUUUCCUUCUUCUUUGAUUUUACUGUUCAUCAACUCAUCUCUAAUCAAAAGUCGAAACCUUUUCUGGAUUUCUCCAAUGGGUAUUGCCUAAUACUUCGAUUUCACGCAUGGAGUAGUAGAAAAUUAACGCUUUUGUGCCCAUUUCCCUCAAAAAGGUAUCGUCUUGAACAGAUACCUAGUUGGCAGCUAAUUAGGUUUCUGAGCUUUCGACAACAUGUUAUAAGCAUAGCUCUUGAAUUGGAUACGCAUCGAUUGUUUUUGGAAUGGUUCUCUGAUAUUCUAUGAUUGGCUAUAGCUUAUCUUUUCGAAAGGCUGAGACUUUGAUUCUUUAGCCUCAGAGUUAGUUUGUUUUUAAAUGAGGUCUAAUGUUUAUAGAGCUGAAUUAGAGAGUAUACAAGUGCCCUCCUGAGUUUUGAGGACAAAAGAGAGAAGAGAAUGGAUCUAUGGUUAAUCGCAGCUACUGCUGCUACUGGAUAUGUAACCAAGCAUUUGCAGAACGUAUCCAAAAGUAAAGAAAGCUUCCCUGAGGAUUUGAAUUGUGUGAAGCCAGAAUCUCCCAGAUGUUUGCUUAGCAGAUUGACAAGAGAAAAGAAACCACACGAAGACAACUUUGGGGAUCGCAUAAAUGGGGAGGGUCUAGAGUGUGGCAAUGCAUUUGGAGGAGGAGAAAUAGCUGCGGGUAGUGAUGAGGAGAUUUGUUCAGGUUCUUUUGGGAACAGAGCGUUUCUUAGGAGAAAACAGCGAUACGGGAAACUUGUAAAGCCUUUUUCUACGGAGGGCGGUGUAAUGUCUCGGUUACAUAGAGAGGAAUAUAUGCUAAGCCCGUUUCCGUCGCCAUGUGGUUCAUUUUCGAGGCCCUUGGUUGUUACUGAUUGUACAAAAGUAAUUAGCAAAAGCUCUGGAGACUGUAUUAGCCAGGGAGCUCAGAACUGUGGAAUCCGUCAGCUAAGGAAAUUAGAAGCUUCAGGUCUUUAUGCUAAAAGGAGAGUUGGAAAUGCGAGUGGAAGAUCUGAUAAUGUGAUUGGAUCAAAAGAUGCAGCAUUGCUGCUAUGCGUUGGGAUUUCUAUUGGGAUAAUAUCAUCGUUUGUAGCAAACCAAACCGAAGUAAACAAGGUCAAAGAAGAGUUAAAGCAGACGGAGAAUUUGGUAAAUGAUUCAGAAGAUGAGCUUAAGAAGAAAGACUCAUUGGCAGUGAAUGAUGACUUACACGAUGGUGAAAAGACAGCAGAGAAUUCAGAAUCUAUAAGUGAAAUUGAAGCAGAGCUUGUAGCUGAAUUGGAAAGGCUACAGAUGAACAUGAACUCAUCCAACAUUGAGACACAACCCGCAGAUGUCUUCGAGAUGGAGCCGGAAUUUGAAGUAGAAUUUGCGCAGGGAGAGCUGAGAGAUGAUGAGGUUGAAAGGCAGCGCUUUGAUGAAUCCGACUCCAACCAGGAACCUCUUGGAAAUGCCACACCUGAAUCAGGAAACUAUUCAAUCUCACCUCGUGAGUUAAGCUUGCGUCUGCACAAAGUUAUCAACUCUCGUUGUGAAGAACGAAUAAAAGAACUUGAGAUCGCAUUACAAGAGAGCCAGAGGAAAGUGGAGCAGCUAGUCAUGGAAGCAGAGGAAAAGAAGAAACCACUGUCAAGGUUAUGUGAAAGCCAUGCAGUGAAAAGAGACUCAAUUCGUAAGCAUAACCCUGUAGAGGUCCAACCUCUGGUUAUGAAACUAGCAGGGCCGGCACUUGAUGCAUUCAAUGACUCUUAUGAGGAACUGAUGGAUAUAAACGAUUCUUCUGAAGAAGGAGAUUUACCAUAUGAGACUGAGCGGCGAGAAGAAUUGUCUUUGACAAGCAAAAGCUCACCUUGGAGCUAUAAAGAUUAUGUAAAGGAUUCAUCAAGAACUUCAGAGGAUGUGAAUUUCUUCAGCCUGCAAGAUCUACUUGGUUUGAGCGACGAAGAAGAUAGAGAGUCUGAGAAUGAGAUGGAGAAACAACUGAUAAAACAGAUCGUUGAGAAAACCAAACAAGGAUCUUCUGCUGUGUUUAGUGCCCAGCAGAUGCUAUCUCUCAUGGAAGAAAUAGAACACACUCUAUAACAAGCAUAAACUGGUCAGAUUCUCAUUGUUUCUGAUGAAAAUUUACAGACUUCUCUAGUAAGUGUAUAGAUAUAUGUAAGGUUUGGUGAAACUUGUCUUGUGAGAUCAAAACUGAACUAAAAAUGAAAAGAAAAAAGAUGUUAGUGUGAAACUGAGUGUAUGUCUCAAGAACAAGCUCUUCUGGGGCUUAAUUUCUUUUUUUUU